CUGCAAUUACUCAGACACCACCUGCAUUCCCACGCUCACUUUCAUAGUCAAAGUGACCAAUAAUAUCAAUGAAAUCUUUCCGCGAAUGCGUUUUUUGUGUUGACGCCAAAACUUGUUUAAAACGUCUUAUUUGCAUCAGCAAUUCAGUAUUGCUCCAUCAUCUGUGGUGGGUAGUGUCGAUAAUUGUGCAAUGUCUUCGUUAAAUUUACGGAACCACGCAUUUUUAAAAUCACCACCCAUGGACCAUCAAGUUAUUCAAGUCAAUGGCCAACGCAUUUACUCCCCGUGUGCAUCUUCCGGAAUCCGCCCUCCGCCAAAAGGAACGGAAAUUUUCAUCGGAAACCUCCCCCCGGAUUUAUACGAAGACGAACUCAUCCCCCUAUUCAGCCAAAAAGGCCCUAUUUACAACCUAAGACUCAUGAUGGACUUCUUCGGACGUACCCGAGGGUACGGUUUCAUUUCGUACUUCACACAAGAAGAUGCUCAUGCCGCUGUGGCAGCUUUUAAUAAUUAUAAGAUUAGAAAUAAGGGCAAGAUUGCUGUUUCAAUGUCGGUGGAUAAUCGCCGGUUGUUUAUCGGAAAUAUACCAAGACACGUUACUUUGAGCGAAAUUCAGAGUGUGUUGGAAAAAUACGUCGAAGGCAUCGUCGAUAUUAUUUUUUAUCAUGAACCUUAUAACGAUAGUAUCAACAGAGGAUUUAUUUUUGUGGAGUUUGAAAGCCACCGUUUAGCUGCAAUUGCUCGCAGACAGUUGUCCCCAGGAAACUUGACGAUCUGGGGAAAACCUAUUUUUGUUGACUGGGCCGAACCUCUACCGGUAGUUAAUCCGCAAAUUUUAAAGCAGGUCACGAAAUUAUACCUGAGCAACCUGCCAAUGACUUUGUCUUCUGAGGAAUUGAAAAGUUUUUUAUGCGAGCUCUUGGACCCCAGCCACAUCAUCAAGGUCCAUAAAAUCAACAAUUUUGCUUUUGUUCAUUUCACCCUCCGAAAGUAUGCCGAAGAAGCCUUCAGAAAGCUAACAGGACUGGUUAUGAUGGACAAAUUGAUUGGGGUCGAAUGGGCCAGACCGAUUGAAUAUAGCAAACAAUACCGUCUGGAGAAACUCCCGGAUAAUUUUUGCAAAUCGGUACCUCCAGCUCAAAGAAAACUGGUUCAGAGCUCAAUCAAUCUGAAAAAGGGUCUGAGCUGUCGUCAAUUUUGGUAGUCUAAUGGCAGUUCAAUAAGGACGGACGGAAUAUGUGAAAAUAUAACCCAUGUUACGACUAUUAAUUUUGUAUUUUUUUGCUAAUGAA
Messenger RNA from Tribolium castaneum (red flour beetle), 1292 nucleotides. RefSeq names its product APOBEC1 complementation factor-like. Lineage: Eukaryota; Metazoa; Arthropoda; Insecta; Coleoptera; Tenebrionidae. Gene Ontology annotation, molecular function: mRNA binding. The record is from RefSeq and is a predicted model, not a curated record. The transcript has 4 exons. The coding region runs from base 191 to 1204 and encodes 337 amino acids. Gene Ontology annotation, cellular component: nucleus.